Molecule: messenger RNA, 2165 nt
Organism: Corvus hawaiiensis (hawaiian crow)
Lineage: Eukaryota; Metazoa; Chordata; Aves; Passeriformes; Corvidae
Gene: CIAPIN1
Product: cytokine induced apoptosis inhibitor 1
Exons: 9
Coding region: 123-1049 (308 amino acids)
Biological process (GO): iron-sulfur cluster assembly
Cellular component (GO): cytoplasm
Molecular function (GO): iron-sulfur cluster binding
Source: RefSeq, a predicted model, not a curated record
CGCCGCCAUCUUGGAAGCGGGCAGAGCGCGAUGACGUCGCGGUGACGGCGUCAGACCGGGACGGGCGAGCGGAGCCGAGCGGGCCGAGCGAGGGAGCCACUGCCAGGUUUGCUGCUGCUGAAAUGGGGGAGUAUGGAGUCACUCCAGGCCAGCGUGUGGCCAUCGUCUGGGACAGCUCCUCGCCGGUCGAAGGCCUCAAGGAUUUGGUGGAUAAAGUCCAGGUGCUGGUGGGAGCUGAUAAUCGUGUCUCUGUGGAAAACGUUAACCAGCUGCCUCAGUCGGCUCACAGGGAGUCCAGUUUUGAUGUAAUCCUCUCGGGCAUGGUACCAGGCAGUACAGCACAGCACAGUGUGGAGCUCCUGGCAGAAGUAGCUCGGAUACUUAAGCCAGGGGGCCGUGUCCUCCUGAAAGAACCAGUGGUUACAGAAUCAGGAAGCAAUGGCAAAAUCAAGACAGCAGCCAAGCUCCUCACAACUCUGACUCUCUCUGGGUUGGUGGAAGUGAAGGAGCUGCAAAAGGAAGUGCUGAGCCCAGAGGAGGUCCAGUCUGUCAGAGAACAUCUGGGUUACCAAGGCAAUGACCUUCUCAUUGUUCAGAUAGAAGGCAGGAAGCCCAAUUUCGAAGUGGGAUCCUCAAGUCAGCUCAAACUGUCCUUUGCCAAGACACCUGGUCCUUCAGGAAAACCCUCUGUGGACCCAGCUGCUGCCAAGCUGUGGACACUGUCUGCCAAUGAUAUGAAUGAUGAAGAGAUGGAUCUUUUGGACUCUGAUGAGCUGUUGGAUUCAGAAGAUUUGAAAAAGCCAGAUCCAUCAUCCCUCAGAGCUCCAUCCUGCAAAGAAACGGGCAAAAAGAAAGCCUGCAAGAACUGCACAUGUGGCCUGGCUGAAGAACUGGAACAGGAGAAGAAGAGCUCACAGCCCAAAUCUGCCUGUGGAAAUUGCUACCUGGGGGAUGCAUUCCGCUGUGCCAGCUGCCCUUACCUGGGGAUGCCUGCCUUCAAGCCUGGAGAGAAGAUUCUCCUGCAAGAGAACCAGCUGCACGAUGCCUAACAAAGACAUGUCCUGCCAAGGACUCUGCUGCUUUUCUGUCACUCUGAGGUUCUUCCUGCAGUCCUCAUCCUCUCAAACUCAUGCUCUCCAGCUAAUACUCCAUGUGUGGAGGGACACUGCGGGCACUGACACUGCUGUGAGCUCACCGCUUGCCAUCAGCCUUGGGCUACCUGAUCCUCUGGUGACAAGUCAUGUAUUAGACUUCAUGUUACACCUUGUUUUGGCUGACCUGACUUGAUCCUGGACGCUGGCUGUCACAGCGUGUCCCACCAGUAGAGGGAAGUACAGUCACGUGUCAGGUUGUCCUUGUGUGCCUGUGGCAUUUCCCAUGCCCGUGUCCUACAGCUCUAAUUAGUCCUGAUUUUCCCUGGUGAAUCAGCAGCUCUGGCUCAGCCCCCGGCAUGAGUGGGCUCCUGCUCUCUUUGAAAUUUGAACCUGCAGCCCCUUAUCAUGUGGAGAUGGCUCAGCAGCUCCUGUGGCAAGUCAGGAGCUUGAGCAGUAUGUACACUUAGCAGUAUGUACUCUUAGCAGUGUGCAUGAUCUUCUUAGGAAAGGCUGGCAGGCAUGAUCAAUUUCCAGGUGUUUUGGGAGUCCCCUACCCCCAGCUGUUUCCAGCAAAAUGACAAAGUUUCAGUCCCACCAAGAACUCCUGCCUUUAAGGCAGGGAGCUGAUGAAACUAAACUGAUAACACAAGGGCAAUCUGAGACUGUCACCUCUCUUGGUGGUCACCCAAGUGAGUUACCUGCAGUGUCAAAUACUUAAGAACAUAGCAAUAACUUAAUCUCUAGAUGAUCUUUGGUCGCCAUCUGCUCCCUCUCUGUGAGAUACUAUUUAUUUGUGUAGUUACUGCUAGGGAAGCAUCCUGCAGGUGUGGGAUGAGGGUGCUGUUCACAUUUUGUGCCGGGCUUGCUUCUCACCCAGGGAGGGGGAGGAGGAAAGCCCACAUCCAGUGUCUCAGUGGGGAUUGUUUUGUUUGGGGCUCUUGCUCUACAGGAUGUGACUGCUUAUUGUGUGCUACCUGAGUUACUAAACUCAUGGAGGGUGCUGGGAUGAAAGGCUGCUCUGUUCUUGAAAUAAAAGUGACCAAUAAUAAAGCCUUUGUUUUAAGGCUGGUA